AUGUCACAGGAAUUUUCAGCUAAUGCGCUACUUACAGGAGCGCAAGUAUUCCAGGGAAGUAAGGCAAUACAGAAGAACGCUGAUGCUGUAAUGUGGAUAUACAACAGUAUAAAGACUUCCUAUGGCCCAUAUGGUUUGGACAAGAUGUGUGUGGAUGCCAGUGGAUCUGUUUCUAUUACUAACGAUGGAGCCUCUAUUUUGAAGAAUAUGCUUGUGGAUGAUCCUGCAGCAAGACUUAUGGUAAAUCUAGCACUGGAGCAGGACAAGGAGGUGGGUGAUGGCACUACUUCUGUGGUUAUCCUUGCUUCUAAUCUCAUUAAGAAAGGACAAGAGAUAAUCUCAGAGGGCGUGCAUCCCUCUACCGUUGUCUCAGGAUACAGAUUAGCGUUCAACGAGAGUAUGAAGUACAUCAAGGAAAGAGUAUCAAGAAAAGUUAAUAUUACGGAUUCAAACAUGAUUAGGAACAUUGUGGACACAUGCAUUUCCUCUAAAAUAAUCUACGGGGAAAAGGAGCUAUUUACUAGUAUAGCACAAAGCUGCCUGGAAUGUGUAUCUGAAAAUGGAAGAUACGAGGUUGACAGAGUAAACAUCUUGAAAUCAAUUGGUGGAUCAAUGGGAGAAUCCCAGUUCUUUGAUGGAUACAUUCUGAACUGUUCUGUUGCAUCCCAGCUUAUGGCCAAGAGACUUAAGAAUCCAAAAAUAACAUGUCUGGAUCUUUCUCUGCUGAAGGAAAAGUUACCUUUGACAGUCAAUAUUCAGGUAACUGAUCCUGAAAAACUAGAGCAGAUACGAGCAGAAGAGAUUGGAAUGACAAGGAGAAAAUGCCAAGCAAUCAUAGACUCUGGUGCUACACUAGUGUUGUGCACUGGGGGAAUAGACGAGAUGUGUAUCAAAAUGUUUAUUGACAAUGGUGUUAUUGCUGUUAGAAGGGUUGAUGGGGAUGAUCUUACAAGCAUAGCUAUGGCAUCAGGCACAGAAGUGAGAAAAUCAAUAGUUGAUGAAAAUAACGAGUAUAGAAUAGACUCUCUUGGUAGCUGUGAGGAGUUCGAGGUUAGAGCCAUUGGAGAGUAUGAGCUGUGCUACUUUAGCGGAUUCUCCAAUAAGCUUCCGACAGUGCUGAUUAGAGGACCCAAUGCACAGAUUGUAGACGAAGUUCAAAGAUCACUGAACGAUGCCAUCCAGAUCCUAAAGAGAACCUUGGAAUCCAGGAGCGUAGUGCCUGGUGGUGGUGCCGUGGAAUGUGCUUUGAGCUUUCUACUAGAGGAUUUUUCCACAAAGGUUAAUAUUAAGGAGCAUGUGGCUGUAUAUAAGUAUGCCGAGGCCAUACUUGAAAUACCAAAAAUCCUUGCUACGAAUGCAGGCCUGGAUGCGAGUGUGCUGGUUUCCAAGAUGCUAGGAAUGCAGUUUGAGCAGUACGAGCAAGGAAAUUUUGAUAAGUUUUUUGGACUCGAUGUUGUAAAGGGAGAUGUCCAGGAAAAUUUUGUGAAUGGCAUUUUAGAGCCAACGGUCUAUAAGCUUAAGGCUUUGAAAGCUGCAACUGAGGCUGCGAUCAGUGUACUGAGAAUCAAUGAGAUUGUUGUAUUCCCAAGUAACCAAUAA
This is a messenger RNA of Vittaforma corneae ATCC 50505, 1599 nucleotides long. Its product is annotated as T-complex protein 1, alpha subunit. The record is from RefSeq and is a predicted model, not a curated record. NCBI's taxonomy places the organism in Eukaryota, Fungi, Microsporidia, Nosematidae. Gene Ontology annotation, cellular component: chaperonin-containing T-complex. The coding region runs from base 1 to 1599 and encodes 532 amino acids. Gene Ontology annotation, biological process: protein folding. The transcript has a single exon. Gene Ontology annotation, molecular function: ATP-dependent protein folding chaperone; ATP binding; ATP hydrolysis activity.